Molecule: messenger RNA, 546 nt
Organism: Cooperia oncophora
Lineage: Eukaryota; Metazoa; Nematoda; Chromadorea; Rhabditida; Trichostrongylidae
Source: the annotation of a GenBank genome assembly
AUGUGCAGUAAACGAACGUGCCGUCCCGGCUACUUCAACUGCGGUAGUGGUCUGUGUGUGUCGCUGACGAAGAAAUGCGAUAGAAAUAAUGAUUGCCUAAAUUUUGCCGAUGAAGUGGACUGUGAGUGCAAGUGUGAGUCCGGAAUUUGCAUACCUAAAAACUUCACCUGCGAUAUGAAACCGGACUGUAACGAUGCAAGCGAUGAGAAGAAUUGCCCACCACGAGAUUGCUCCAAUACGACGGACUUUGAUAUACCUGGAUUGGUGAAUUGUGCUGGCACGACACAAUGUAUCCUACCUCAGUGGCGUUGUGAUGGAUCAAAUGACUGCUGGGAUAACUCGGACGAGAAGAACUGCACCGAGAUCGUGCUACCAUUAUUGCCUGGCGUGCGGCCGUGCUCUGCCGAAGAGUUCACAUGUGGGCGGACCUUGUCGUGUCUGCCACGUGCAUGGGUAUGUGACGGACAGAAGGACUGCGCGGAUGGGAGUGACGAGUUGAAUUGCGGUAAGCACUCCGCACAUAUCUGCAAUGUACUGAGGAAAUAA